CUGAGGAUGGUUUUCAUUGGCUCGAUGAUGCAGCUUUGACCUCAGCUGUGGGUCUCCAUGCAAACCCACAUAGAUAAUAAGAUAUUAGCUGUUAGAUUAUCGAGAGGUCACCAUGAAACUAUUUAUUUUUCUGCUUCUCCUGGAAAUACACGGCACGGUGGGACUGACUCGCUCUCUGAGAUAUUUCUACACUUCUUCCUCUGGAGUCUCAAACUUUCCAGAGUUUGUAGCUGUUGGUUUGGUUGAUGAUGUUCAGAUGAUUCACUAUGACAGCAACACAGAGAAAGCAGAGUUUAAGCAGCAGUGGAUGGAGAAAGCUGCAGAAGAUGAUCCANUCUAUUUAUGUAGUUUUUAUUGAAGCUCUUCAACCUAACUCCCUCAUCUGUGGGAAAAUAUCAACUACUUCCUGCCCCUCUUGGUUUCAGGUGUUCACAUUAAUCAGAUGAUGUACGGCUGUGAAUGGGAAGAUGAAACGGCUGAAGUUAACGGCUAUCAUCAGUAUGGCUAUGAUGGAGAAGAUUUCCUAUUAUUUGACCUGAGGACAGAGACAUGGAUCGCUCCAGUAAUGCAGGCUGUAAUCACCAAACACGAGUGGAACAGUGACAGAUCUCUUUCAGGCGAUCUGAGGAACUAUCACACCAAGCUUUGUCCUGAGUGGCUGAAGAAGUACGUGAACUAUGGGAGGAGCUCUCUGAUGAGGACAGAGCUUCCAUCAGUGUCUCUCCUCCAGAAGUCUUCCUCCUCUCCAGUCACCUGCCACGCUACAGGUUUCUAUCCUGACAGAGCCGAGAUGGUUUGGAGGAAAGAUGGAGCGGAGCUUCAUGAAGGUGUGGAUCCUGGAGAGAUCCUCACCAACCAUGAUGGGACCUUCCAGAUGAGUGUUGAUCUGGAUCUUUCAUCAGCCAUACAUGAGGACUGGAGCAGGUACAUCUGUGUGUUUCAGCUCUUUGGUGUGAACGAGGACAUCGUCACCAAACUGGACAAAGCAGCGAUCAGGACCAAUGAGGGUUCUUCAGUCGUCCCUGCUGGUGUUGUUGUCCGGAUUAUGGGCAUCCUGCUCCUCCUGACUGUCUGCUUCUCUGCAGUCUUUAUCUGGAGGAGAAAAUAUAAAGAGCUGUACUGACAAGCACAACAACAUCGCCUAUACUGUGCAGUUUAAGCAAAGUCAAGCAAUGCAGACACAUUACACCACCCUACGUCACUUAGCUUCUAUAAUGGCUGCCAGAGCUGUACUGGGUGUUAUCGAGCAUUUUCCCGAUGGGCUGGGAUCUGGACACUGGAUUACCAUCAACCGUGACUCUCUCCUGUGUGCAGUUCCCUCGUUAUCCCUCAGUGUGUUUAAGCCCCGUGUUUCUGUCUGUCACUGUUGCGUUGUACCAUCAUCCUACACUGUAUGUUCGGUCCAUAAACCUGCCUAAUUUAUUUGUGUCUUUAGUUUAGUUAGCUUUUUCCUUGUUCAGCAAUAAAGCUGUUUUUUAAGUUUA
Messenger RNA from Pundamilia nyererei, 1484 nucleotides. RefSeq names its product major histocompatibility complex class I-related gene protein-like. Gene Ontology annotation, cellular component: external side of plasma membrane. Gene Ontology annotation, biological process: immune response. The record is from RefSeq and is a predicted model, not a curated record. The transcript has 7 exons. NCBI's taxonomy places the organism in Eukaryota, Metazoa, Chordata, Actinopteri, Cichliformes, Cichlidae.